AUCUCUUCACAUAGAAUUUGUCUGAAUAACGCUAGUGACGAUUUAAUCAUUUAAUAACGGCAAUUUUUUAAAUGCUUUUUUUCUUUAUUCUGUGCAAAGUCCUAGUAUAGAACACAAGACUUCUUCAGAUCAUCCUGUACGUGUUCAGAACAUCUUGGAUUACUCCAGAACACUUUGUGACAUGUGUAUAUACAUUUUCAUGUAUAGAAAAUAUUCGAUACGUUCUCCCGCUUUGUAUACGUGAAGAAAUGAAAAAUGUUUCUUAGAUAAUGACAGAAAUUCUGACAGUUCUAGGUAGUAUAAUAUUUCUUGAGAUCAUCUUGCAUGUUUUCAGAACUUCCUGGAAUACUCCAGGAUGUCUGAUAACAUCUGUAUGUUAUCUUCAUGUAUAGAAAAUAUUCAGUACGUUCUUCCGUUUUAUGCGGGAAUAGACACGAACAUUUUUCCUAAAACAACUACAGAAGUUCUGACUAUGUUUUUUAUUAUAUUCUCAUCCUGAAAUAUUUGUAUACUAUCAGUUUACUACAAUUUUACUUUGGUAUUUAAGCCUCUCAUCAGAAUCAAACAAAGAUUUGGAGAAAAAUAUAAAAUUCAUCAAAAAGGAGAAAUAAAAGAGAAGAGAAACAAGGGAGGCAAGAAGUGCUUUAAGAGGUGUUAAGAGAAUUACGUCGUUACUCCUGCUUAUUGUCGUCUUCUCGAGAAACGCCGAUUGUGGGAAACGGAUGACUAAAUCAGCUCCAAAAUUGUUUGACCAAGAAACCAACUGGGAAUCCGCUGCUUCGGUCUACGAUUUCCACGCGAAGGACAUCAACGGUAACGAUGUACCUCUGGAGAAAUAUCGUGGCAAUGUGCUCAUCAUCGUCAACGUCGCCAGUCACUGCGGCCUCACGGACGUGAAUUAUAAGGAGCUUGAGCAACUCUACGAAAAGUACAUGGCGAACGGUCUACGAAUUCUCGCAUUCCCCUGCAAUCAAUUCGGUAAUCAAGAAUCGGGCACGAACAAAGAGAUCUCGGAAUUCGUGCAGCAAUACAACGUCACCUUCGAUAUGUACGCGAAAAUCGACGUAAAUGGGGAGAACGCCCAUCCGUUGUGGAAGUGGCUGCAGAACCAGAAAGGAGUUGAAGGCGUCAUCUCGUGGAAUUUCACCAAGUUCCUCGUGGACAGGAAUGGCAAACCGGUGGAAAAAUUCAGCCCGAAAAGCGCACCGUCCGACAUGGAAGAAUCUUUGAAAAAAUAUCUUUUUACCAAAAGCGCACCGUCCGAUAUUGAAGAAUCUAUGAGGAAAUAAAAAUAUCUUUUCCUGUAAAUAAUGUAAAAAAUUUUACAUUAUUUCUUUCUUGUGUGUGUGCGCGCUUCCUCUUUUUAUAAUACUUUUUUAUAAUUACUUUUGAAUAUAAUAUUUUUAUAUAUGAUACUUUUGAAGAUACAUAUACGUAAUUAUGUCGCCAAUAACUCUAUCUUUCCUCAUUUACUGUAGAGACACUUGACGGAGACGCAUACAUACAAUUACGUAAAUCUAAGGAUAAGGAAGUUUAUCGUAGAAACGUUUAUUCGCUACUUAUAUUGUUAAAUGGGAUAUGGGAAAAUUGCAUUAUACUUGAAGAGAAUCCAAAUAAAGUUAUUUUAAAGUA
This is a messenger RNA of Odontomachus brunneus, 1632 nucleotides long. Its product is annotated as glutathione peroxidase-like. Gene Ontology annotation, biological process: response to oxidative stress. The record is from RefSeq and is a predicted model, not a curated record. The transcript has 2 exons. The coding region runs from base 723 to 1289 and encodes 188 amino acids. NCBI's taxonomy places the organism in Eukaryota, Metazoa, Arthropoda, Insecta, Hymenoptera, Formicidae. Gene Ontology annotation, molecular function: glutathione peroxidase activity.